UUAAUUAAUUAAUUAGCCAAAAAAAUUUGCUUCUAUCAACUCGUUCUUAUACUCCCUCUCCUCUUUCUCUCUCUCUCUCUCUCUCUCUCUUUUUCACCGACAAUUCUUCAACAAGAAAAUAGCGCGAAUCUACACUGCAUGCAAUGGUGCUGGGCCUCAGAUCCAAGGCCAAGAGAGGCGCGGCGAUCCGCGUGGAUUACUCCGUCCACAUUCACGAAAUCCGGCCGUGGCCGCCGUCGCAAUCGCUGAAAACCCUAAAAUCCGCAGUUCUCCAAUGGGAGAACGGCAACCGCAGCUCCGGGUCGACGAAUCCGGCCGUGCCCUCUCUCGGAUCGACUCCUAGCGAGGGGAAGAUCGAAUUCAAUGAGUCCUUCAAAGUCCAAGUCAAUUUGUUGAAGGACAACUCCGCCAAAGGUACAGCAUUUCAGAAGAGCUUGCUCGAAUUGAACUUAUACGAGCCUCGAAGGGAUAAGACUGUGAGGGGCCAGCAUUUGGGAGGUGCGGUUAUAGACUUGGCGGAGCACGGGGUUCUCAAGGAAGCAGUGAGUGUCAGUGCGCCGGUUAGCUGCAAGAGGAGUUUCAGGAACACGGUGCAGCCGAUGAUCUACGUGAAGAUCCAGCCGUUUGACCAGGACGGGGGGUCAAGCACGUCGUCGAAGGAGAGCCUGUCGAAGGAGGCCUCGUUGGAUAAGGAUGGGAAAGACUCCGUCUCGGCUCUGAUGAACGAGGAGUACGCGGAGGAGGAAGAGGAAUUGGAGAUCGAGGCUUUUACGGACGACGACGAGUCUUUGGACUCAUCGCAUGGGAACUCAAAUUCUGCCUCAGAUUUGAAAGCGGAGCUGCCUGUUCAGACUCGCAACGAAGAACAGGAACAUCACAAGAGUACAUCGGUGGCAACAAGUGAGAAUUUGGAGGUUAGAAAUGAAGAAACGGCCGUAAUUUUGGAAUCUGUGCCGACAAAAGAGGAAUUUGAAUCGCCAACCACAUCUUUGGAUCUCUAUGGAGCUGUCACGGAUCAAGACGGGCAUGGAACCGAAUUGCCAUCGGACGAUGCAUGCACCAAUACAGAGAAUUUGGAUAGUGAUGCUUGUCAUUCUGGCGGAACUAAGGAGAUUGAUUCGGCUUCACCAUUAGAAACUUCUGUGAAUUUAGAGGAGGAAAAUGGAUUUAGUAGCAAAAACAAGGAGAUUAUUGAGACGGAUGAUUUGAUUAGAGAAAUCCAUAAGACAAAAGUAGAUUACAGCAGUAAAGAAAAUGACAUAGAGGAAACAAUAGAUAAGAAGGAUAUUGGUGGAAUCUCUGACAUAGAUGAUGAUACUCAAAUGGAACUGUCAGACGUUGCUAGCACAAAAAUUGAAGACGGUAAUGAUAAAGACGGCAAAGACCAAGAGAGCAGAAAUGUGUCGGAAAAUAUGGCAAAUGGUAGUUAUGCAGAUAAUGGAGAUACAGAGACAAAUAUUGAAGAGAAACAAAUGUUAAAUGGGUCGGCUGACGCAGUUGAAGAACAUUCUAUUGAAGUUCAACAAAUAAUCGGUAGUCCCGAUAAUAGCUCUGUUGCAUGGGGUGUAACUCUAGAGCAAAGUCCAGAAACUCAGCAGCUAAAUUUUCCACAGGAUACUCAUAAAAGAACAUUUUCUUAUGAUUUAGCUGCAUCUAACCGGAGUUUUCUUGGUGGAAGGGUUCCUAGCACAUUGACAACUGAUAGAGCAAGGAGUCUUAGAUACUCGAUGAGGUCACCGUCAAACUUGAAGGGAAUUGGCACAUAUGCACUGAGUUAUCAGUACAGGGAAGACGUGAAGGAAAUCGAUGCCCAAAAUGAUGAACAAAAUAGUGAAACGGAUGACCAGGAAAAGGCAAACUCAAGUCCAGAUAAGGCAGAACCUGUUCGUAGAAUUGUUAGGAAUGGCGUUUCAAACAGUGAAGUACGAGAAAUGGAACUUAGGGUAGAAUUGCUUGAAUCAGAGUUGAGAGAAUCUGCUGCUAUUGAGAUAGGGCUUUAUUCUGUAAUUCCAGAGCACGGUAGCUCAGCACACAAGGUCCAUACGCCGGCUCGGCGGCUUUCGAGGCUAUAUAUUCAUGCGUUGAAACAUUGGUCGAGAGAAAGGAGGGGAAAUGCAGCAAGAAGUGCUGCCUCUGGGCUAGUUUUGGUUGCAAAAGCAUGUGGAAAUGACGUUCCAAGGUUGACCUACUGGUUAUCAAAUUCAGUAGUGCUAAGAGCAAUCGUCUCUCAAAUAACUAAAGAGUCGGAGGUAGGCCAAAGUAAUGGCACUGACUCUGCGGAAAAUGGGUAUGUAGCAUCACAUAUGAAAAAAUCAUCUCCGCUAAAAUGGGAAUCUGGCACUCGCAAGAAAGCAAAGCACUUCGCUGAAGAUUUCGCUGAUUGGGAAGAUCCCAACACAUUCAUAGCUGCAUUAGAAAAGAUCGAAAUCUGGAUAUUCUCUCGACUUGUCGAGUCUGUGUGGUGGCAGACUCUGGCACCGCAUAUGCAGUUGACUCGUGAGGGUAAUGAAUCAAAGAUAGUUUCACACGUGAGGAAAGUCAAUGGACGGGGACCAUUUGUGGACGAUCUACAGCAGGCAAUUUUAUCAAUAGAAAUUUGGAAGCAAGCUUUUAAGGAUGCCUCCGAAAGGCUUUGCCCUUUAAGAGCAGGAGGUCACGAGUGUGGGUGCUUGCCUAUGCUUUGUAGAUUGGUCAUGGAACAGUGUGUAGCAAGACUUGAUGUGGCCAUGUUCAAUGCUAUUUUACGUGAAUCGGAUGAUGAUAUCCCCACCGACCCAAUGUCUGACCCGAUUAGCAAUCCCCAUGUUCUCCCUAUCCCAUCUGGAAAAUCAAGUUUCGGUGCUGGUGCUCAACUGAAAAAUGCUGUUGGUAAUUGGUCUAGAUGGUUGACUGACCUGUUCGGAAUGGAUGCGGAUGACUCGCCUCAAGAUGAGAAUCGACAAGACGAUGAUAGGGUUGAUGCUGAUGCUUCUUUCAAAUCAUUCAACCUUUUGAAUGCAUUGAGUGAUCUUCUAAUGCUCCCAAAGGACAUGCUUUUGGAGAAGUCUAUCAGGAAGGAGGUAUGCCCAACUUUUAGUUCAUCGAUUAUCAAACAGAUCCUGGAAAACUUUCAGCCAGAUGAGUUUUGCCCUGAUCCAGUGCCCCUCAAUGUGUUUGAAGCCUUGGAAUCUGAGGACCACUGGCACAGCGGGGAAGAAGGAAUAAGAAACAUUCCAUGCACCGCAUCUCCCAUCAUUUAUUCUCCGCCCUCCGUUGCUUCAGUCGAGAGCGUUAUCGGCGAUGUUCGAAGACCGCAGCUUAGGAGAAUUGGAUCGUCCGUGGUACGCAAAUCCUACACCAGCGACGACGAACUCGAAGAGCUGGACUCGCCCUUAAACUUGAUAGCCGAUAAGUCCUCGACCCCGAGCCCCAAACCAAAGGGGAGGACAAGUUCACAUUGUAUUAGGUACCAACUUCUCCAUGAAGUUUGGAGAGAUGAUGAUUAGAGCUAUCCUUAUACAGUUAUUGCUAUGUUUUCCUUUUUUUCAUUUCUAUAAUUUGUCCUCAUGUAUAUUUUCCAUAUGAUUUUGGUAUGUGUAUAAAAUGUAUCUUUGUUCAUGUGAGCUACAGCAAUAAUGUAUAUUUUGUGCGGAGAUACUUGUAUUCUUAUCCUUGAGAGGGAUUCAGCUAUUUGGUUUCAAGAUUCUCUACAUUUUAGUCAAAUUUCUUUGUAUGA
Molecule: messenger RNA, 3715 nt
Organism: Ananas comosus (pineapple)
Lineage: Eukaryota; Viridiplantae; Streptophyta; Magnoliopsida; Poales; Bromeliaceae
Exons: 10
Coding region: 144-3485 (1113 amino acids)
Cellular component (GO): nuclear pore
Source: RefSeq, a predicted model, not a curated record